This is a messenger RNA of Gallus gallus (chicken), 2649 nucleotides long. RefSeq lists its product as uncharacterized. The record is from RefSeq and is a predicted model, not a curated record. The transcript has 5 exons. NCBI's taxonomy places the organism in Eukaryota, Metazoa, Chordata, Aves, Galliformes, Phasianidae. The coding region runs from base 319 to 1206 and encodes 295 amino acids.
CCGCUGCGCCGCGCUCUCCGCUCCAACAUGGCCGCCCGCGGAGCGCCGGAAAUACCGCCCAGUUCCGCUUCCGGUUUCUCGGCAACGCCCACCGCAGCGACAGCGGGGGGUCGGCCACGCCCACCGCGCCGGGCCCCUCCGCCGCUCUCCGCCCCUUCGGCCGCGCCCCCGUAGACCCCUGAGCGCCGCGCUCGAGGCAACCGCGGCCCCGGGAGGGCUCGGCAGGGGGCGCCGCUGGGGCGGCCGCGGAGGGCGGAAGCGGCGCCGUUUCCAGGCAACGGGCUCCGUGUCGCCGGUUCCGGUGCCGACGGCGGGGCCAUGAGCGGGCGGGCGGGGCGGCGGCGGUUGGUGCUGCACGUGGACCUGAACAACACGGUGGUGGCGGCGGACGCGGUGUCGGGGCUGGGCCCGCGGGAGGCGCUGAACGUCUUCCUCAGCACCGCCACCUGGGGCCGGGAGGGGGCCGACGGUAAAUGGCAGUGGAUGAGCGACCGCCCCUCGCUGCGACCCCCCUGCCCCGGAGCCGUCAGCUACUACUGUCGCUAUGGCCGUGCGCAGGGCUUCACCGAAUCCGGCCCCGGCCAGUGCUUCAGCAGCCUCCACGCGCAGCACCUGCGGCUGCUGGAGUGGCCGGGUGAGCCCCACCAGGAGCUCUCCGUGCAGGAUGGGCACGGCAAGCACUACCACUUCAUCCUGCCCUCCUUCUUCCGCCUGCUGGAUGCCCUGCAUCGGAACGGCAGGGACUUCACUGUUAUCUUUAGGACCUUCGGCACCGACUUGCCCCGCGCGCUGUUGGCCCUGCGCUCGGCCCUGGCUGGGCAGCACCCCCAGUUCCCUGCCCUGCGGGACCUGGCGCUCCCUGUGGUCCUCACUCCUGGCCAAAUACGCUGCAGUAAGCGAGAGGUUGUGCUGAAACGGGGAGCAGAACGACUCACCACCAGGGAGGACGGAAGAAAGCUGUACGAUUACUUCAGCUCUUUGGAGGGAAUUGGAGGCUUCCAAGACCACUUUGACUGGUGGGCCAGAAAUCAGUUCUCUUCCCGGGGUGGGAAGCCCCUGUGGAUAGACCCCCACGAUCCCAGCAUUCACCACAUCUUCAUUGAUGACAACAUCCGGCUGGAUGAUGCAGACACCAUUGUCCACCCUCAGCAUGAAUGUGCAGAGAGGGACCAAGGCUUUGUCCUGGUGUCGCUGCUCCCCAGGUGACUGGGGCUGCCGGUGGGGAGGCUGGAAUUGGCUGUCAGCACAGAACAGCAGGCGUUCAAUGCCUGUGCAUGCUGCCAAGCUCCUGUGCUCCGCUGGGGUGAGUCAUCCCUGCUCCCUGCCAGCACGGCAGCCAGCCAGCCUCACUGUGCAACUGCAGUGUCUUGUGGCACUGUAUUUAAAGGGCAGCGUUUGUGGUGGAGCCUGGGAACACUGAUGCAGACCAAAAUGCACUCGGCAACCGGACAAACUAUCGAUGGUCAAACAAGAGCUGCAGCUCCACAGAUGAGUCUUAACCCUGGCUGAGUUCCAUCCAGGAGGAGGCAGCACACGAAGAAGCCUGCAGUGGUCUGCAGGGCACCUGGAGCAUGGCGAAGGAUGGGAUGUUUGCAGAUAUUCACUUCUACACAAGCACUCUCAGAUCUGUAGCUGGUGGCAGGAGUUGUCGCUGCACAGAGCAGACCUGUUAGAGGAAAGGCUUGCUCUGUGCCUGGGCUGACUGAGGUGAAUGAAUGCAGAAGGCUCUGCUGAGAGCCCGAGGUUUCUCUGCAGCAGCUGCUCCCUGCAUGUCUAGAGCAGCCAGAGCAUGGCUCAUGCAGCUCCACUUGCUGCAUUUCAGCCUCGGGCUGUUUCCCUGAUCAAGGAGCUCUGCCUGUCACCAUCUGUAGCCAGCACGGCUGGGUCAGUUGGGCUGCUCUGCUUGUCUUUGGGCAGCUGUGAAUAUAACCUCAGGGCUCCCCUGGCACCAGAUCAGACAGGUGGGAUUGAGUUAUCUUGGCAGCAGACCCAGCAGGGCUUUGGAUAGCAGCUGAGCAGUUUUCCAGCAGGGCUCAGUGCUGCUGUCAGGCCUCACUCUGUAGCCCGGAUGGGUCGGUUAGACACCAUCUUCCUCUUUUGUGUCACUCUGCAGGGCCAUCCCCUGUGUCAGUGACAGUGACAAAGUGCUGCACAGCUGUGCUGGGAAGGAAGCAGGUCAUCAGGCGGCCUUAGGCAGAAGCAUGGUGAAGCUGUUGACCCCUCCUGUGCCAUGUGGCUGUACCAGUUCUGGCAACAGGCUGGGGCAGCAAUGGCAGAGCUGGUGGCAGAGGUUUUCCUGGGGUUGGCUGAUCACAGCACAGUUUUUCUUCCAACAGCCCGGUGCAACCCUUUCCUUAGGGGAGUCCCAGCCACACGUUGUGACAAACUGGUUCUGAUCCAAAGGGGCUGUAUGGGAGGGGAGGGAAAUCUGGAGAAACUUAAUCUUCUACCGCUAGAGUGAAAAUGGGAGCCCUUUCCUGCUGCCACCAGCUCGCUUGGCAGGAGAUGCUCAGUUAGCUGACAGCACCUGGCUGAGGGAGGCAAGAUUGUGAUGCACAGCAGGAUGCAUGCAAUGCUGCCAGGCUCUGCACUUGGGCCGGGCACAGCCCUGGCACUGUUGUCCACAGAGGAUGAGUGCUUCCAUACUCU